This is a messenger RNA of Rhinocladiella mackenziei CBS 650.93, 402 nucleotides long. RefSeq lists its product as uncharacterized. Lineage: Eukaryota; Fungi; Ascomycota; Eurotiomycetes; Chaetothyriales; Herpotrichiellaceae. The record is from RefSeq and is a predicted model, not a curated record. Gene Ontology annotation, biological process: proteasome assembly. Bases 1 to 402 code for a protein of 133 amino acids. The transcript is spliced from 2 exons.
AUGGAACCGUCCUUUACACCUGUUCACAUUUUCUUCCCUUUACCCAAGAAUCCACAUCUAACCUUCCACGCUCACUUGAGCUUCCUCGGCCACUGUUCCAUGGUCCAUUUGACGACUACAAAUGUUGGAGAGUCGGACAAUCAGCUGCCUUCGAUGGGAAGCUUUGUCUACGCCAUGCCUGAUAUGACGGACAAUCGCAAUGUGAUCAGCACGGCCUUAUCGACUUCGGUCCCAAGCAUCGACUAUGCCACUAGGGUGGCAAAAAUCCUUGCCAGGAGGAUGAAACAGCCGGUGUAUGUUGGCUGCAGCAUCAAUUUGGCUGGCACAUUUGUUGAAGAAGAAUUGGAAGGUCUCACCACCGCCGUCGAUCGGAUAAUGCAGAAGUGGAGCCAACGGUCGUGA